GAUGUUAGGGUUCAUUCGAAAGACUCGAACCUCCCGCUGGAUCGAAGAAAAUACUAAAGCCGGAGUUGCGACGUCAGCUGGUCUGCCUACACUGCGCCGCUCGCCUCGCGCGCCCCCACCCUCCUCUUCUCCUCGUCCAAGAUGGCGGCCGCCUCGCGGACGGAGCUCGGAGCCGGAGCCUACGCUUCGAUCAGUGAUGAAUGGUGACGCCAGGACCGCAUCGCCGGUCUGCGCCGCCACGGCCGUCAAGAGGCCCCCCUGCGACGACGGCUGCAGCGACGUCGACGAGCGCCAGCCUUCGUCGGCGAGCGGCAGCGGCGGCCCGGCCGCCAACAAGCGGCGCGCGGCGGCGAUCGAGGUGAGCCGCUUCUGGAACGAGCCGACCUCGAGCCCGCGACUGAGCCGUCGGUUCUACGGCGUCGACUGCCAGGUGCUCGCCAAGCGACUCCUGGGCAAGAUCCUCGUACGCCGACUGGCCGACGGCACAGUGCUCAAGUGCCGCGUCGUCGAGACUGAGUGCUACUUGGGCUGCGACGACCAGGCUUCGCACUCGUACAACGGCCGGCGCACCGAGCGCAACGAGCCCAUGUUCAUGGACCCAGGCACGGCGUACGUGUACGUGGCCUACGGCAUGUACCACUGCUUCAACAUCUCCAGCGAGGGCGACGGCGCCGCGGUGUUGCUGCGCAGCGCGGUGCCCCUCCAGGGCGUCGAGCUAAUGCGGCGCCUGCGCGGCGCUCGCCGCAAGGACGCCGGACGCAAGCUCAAGCUGUUCGAACUGUGCAACGGGCCCUCCAAGCUGUGCCUCGCCAUGAACAUCACCAAGGAGACCCUGAACAAAGAGUUUCUGCCCGACAGCCAGGCGCUGUGGCUCGAGAGAGACGGCGAUGGCGACGUGCCGCCCGAGCAGAUCGUCGUCUCUCGCCGUGUCGGCAUCGAAGGAGCGGGCCGCGAGUCGGCGGCCAAGCCGUUGCGCUUCUACCUGAGAGACUGCGACUGCGUCAGUGUCAGGGACAGGGUGGCCGAGACACGGGCAGCAGCACAGCAGCAGCAGGUCGUCGCGGCGCUACAGCCGCCCGUGCCCUAGCUGGCGCACUUUUAAUAGGAUUGAUUGUGUGUGUUUUUUUCACGGACCCACGGCGACAAAAUGUAUGUGCGAGCAGUGAUCUCCCUCACCACCACGCCCCCCGAUUCACGUAGCCCCUACGUAGGUGCUGAUACUUUGUGCGUCUAUGUUGUGUUGGUCGUUGAUCGACUGCACCGAAGACGCUGCCGAGUGAAGCCCUCUCCGUUCAAGAGGACCACGCUUGCAUUGCUUUCCCCGUUCAGUUACGGCUCCUACGCCAGCCGGUGAAUGUGUACGCUCAUCUAGUGCAGCCUCGGAAACGCCACCACCUCUACCUCCGCUUUUAACCAAACACCCAGGCAUGCGGGGGAUGUUUUUUUUUUCUUUCCCUAUUGUUGCUACGUUCCACAACCCCUCCCCCACAGCCGCCCCAGCGAGAGUCAAGCUUGUUUUUUGUUGUGUUCUUUUUUAAAUAUUAUUUCUUUCCGCGCCUUGUUGCCUCUUUUAUUGAUGUGUUUGUUGAGGAGACUUUUGCGCAUGCACCCGUCGUCAACCGACGAAGAAGCCGGUGUUGCGCGCUUGCGCUCGUAUUAUAAAGAAUAAAGGGAAUUCGCAUUGGUGCCGCCCCUCUGCUGAGGUUGA
Messenger RNA from Rhipicephalus sanguineus (brown dog tick), 1708 nucleotides. RefSeq lists its product as uncharacterized. The coding region runs from base 2 to 1087 and encodes 361 amino acids. Gene Ontology annotation, molecular function: alkylbase DNA N-glycosylase activity; DNA binding. The record is from RefSeq and is a predicted model, not a curated record. Lineage: Eukaryota; Metazoa; Arthropoda; Arachnida; Ixodida; Ixodidae. The transcript has a single exon. Gene Ontology annotation, biological process: base-excision repair.